AUGAUUGUCAGUUGUGUCAUUUCAUUACUGACUAUUCUUACAUUCAUUUAUGGUUUAUUAUAUAUUCAAAGAAAAUGUAAAUAUAUUGAAUGGUCUAAUCAUCAUUAUUUCUGUAUAAAAUGUAAAUUAACAUUGAAUAGAACAACCUACAAUAAAAAUGAUAGAAGAUACAAUCAUAAGACAGUUGGAUACUUUGCAGCAAUGGACUUGUCAGGAGUUAUACAAAAUUCACUUAUUGAUGAUAAUCAUUUGAAUGUAAUUAAUAAUAAAGAAAUUAAUCGAUCACUUAAUCAGCCUAAUUUGAAUGAUCGCACAGUUCCUAUAAAUCUACAUGAUGAUUACGUAACAAGUAAUCCCAUUUUACAUGGGCAACAAUCAACUUUACAUGAGACAUUUUGUUGUGAAUAUAAAAGUAAGUGAUCACUGAAUAUUUCAAACAAUUGGUUCCUUUUAUGAAUUUAAAUAAAGCAAGAACAAAUAAUGGUGCAGAAUAGUAUGAAUUCAUAUUAUUUCGAGGUUUCUCGUCAGCCAAUAUAUUUAUGGGAAAUCUAGAACAAAAAAUGCUUAAGCA
Messenger RNA from Schistosoma guineensis, 571 nucleotides. Lineage: Eukaryota; Metazoa; Platyhelminthes; Trematoda; Strigeidida; Schistosomatidae. The record is from the annotation of a GenBank genome assembly.